This is a messenger RNA of Macroventuria anomochaeta, 678 nucleotides long. RefSeq names its product GINS complex, Sld5 component. Gene Ontology annotation, cellular component: GINS complex. The transcript is spliced from 3 exons. Lineage: Eukaryota; Fungi; Ascomycota; Dothideomycetes; Pleosporales; Didymellaceae. Bases 1 to 678 code for a protein of 225 amino acids. The record is from RefSeq and is a predicted model, not a curated record. Gene Ontology annotation, biological process: DNA-templated DNA replication; double-strand break repair via break-induced replication.
AUGGAUAUCGACGACCUACUCGCCGAAGUCGCAGUCGACUCGACGCCCCAGGAGUCAAGAGACUUGCAGGAGCUGACGAGGGCGUGGGUUGCGGAACGUACGGCGCCGGAGAUUCUGAACUGGCCGGAGGAGUUGAUGGAGCGGGUGCUAGAGAGGAUCAGACGGCAGAUUGAGCUUGUGGAAGACCAGACGGGGAAUAUGGAUCCGAAGACGAAUUUCAAACUCAUUGUUAUUCAGACGGAACUUGAGCGGUUCAAGUUUCUGGUCAGGAGUUUCUUGAGGGCGAGAUUGAAGAAGAUUGACGAGCACCCUCUGCACAUUCGCGCGCAACACACUGCUUCCCUCGAUACCAUGCAGUCACUUCUUUCGCCAUCCGAGCUACAGUAUCUCACAUCACAUCAGGCGCUUCUCUCGCAACAUUACUCAACCUCCUUCCUGUCACAAUUUCCAGCGUCAUUACAACGAUUGGACGACACAACAGGCGGCAUUAGCAUGGUAGACAAGCCGGACGAAGACAAAGCCGUGUUUGUCCGAGCGCUCAGAGACAUCGGAACAGUGUUCAUUGAAGGCACGGACCGCCGCCUUGAAGUCAAGCGAGGCGAUGUAUGGGUAGUGCGGUGGAGUGCGGUAAGGAAAUGGGCUGUUGGCAGUGGAACCGGUGACGUAGAGCUCAUCUGA